This is a messenger RNA of Coturnix japonica (Japanese quail), 1435 nucleotides long. Its product is annotated as cytosolic 5'-nucleotidase 1A-like. Gene Ontology annotation, biological process: adenosine metabolic process; nucleotide metabolic process. NCBI's taxonomy places the organism in Eukaryota, Metazoa, Chordata, Aves, Galliformes, Phasianidae. The record is from RefSeq and is a predicted model, not a curated record. Gene Ontology annotation, molecular function: magnesium ion binding; nucleotide binding; 5'-nucleotidase activity. Gene Ontology annotation, cellular component: cytosol; cytoplasm.
AUCACGCCAGGGGAAGGGCUGUGCCUAGCACGCAGCUGCCUGCUUCCUGCUGGCUCCAGAGAGAUAUAAGCAACAGCACCUGGGUGAAGUGGGGCAGAGGAGUGGAUGCUGCAUUAGACGAGGAGACAGCGCUGGUGGCUGAAAUUGGAAGAUGGCAGAGCCUGAAAGCACAGUCAUCAAUACUGACGUGAAACAGAAAGAUCCAAGUGAGGCACUGGUCAUUGCAGUGACCACCAGAGCUAUCUUCAACUUGGAGGAGGAGCACCAGCUCUACCUGGAGAAAGGAAAGGAGGAAUAUGUGAGGCACCAACAAGCCAACCAGGACAAGCCCCUGCCUCCAGGCACAGCCUUUGCCUUCAUCCAGGCAGCACAGUAUGUGAAUAAGAAGAUCCUAGAGAGUAACCCAAUGGAGAAGGGCCUCUUUGACAUCCUGGUGCUCUCCAACAACAGCCCAGAGAGUGGCAUGCGCAUCAUCAACAGUGUCAAGCACUACGGCCUGGAGAUUUCCAAGUUCUGCUUUGUCAGUGAUGAGGACUCCACACAGUACCUGAAGUCCCAUGGGGUGAAGCUGUUCCUGUCAGCUGACAGGACAGAUGUCUGCAAUGCCCUCCGAAGAGGGGUCUCAGCAGCACUCAUCUUCCAGCAGGAGGUGCAGGCCACCAGCACCCCACUGCGUGUGGCCUUUGAUGGAGACGCUGUGCUUUUCUCUGAUGAGACGGACCAGAUCUUCAGGGAGCAGGGCCUGGAGGGAGCCAUGCAGUAUGAGCGGGCAAUGGAGGCUGUGCCUAUAGGAGAGGGUCCCAUGAAAGCCUUUGCCAUGCACCUGGGGAAGAUACGCAAGAAAUUCAGCCAGGAGGAAUCCCCCAUUCGGACCUACCUGGUGACAGCUCGCAGUGGCCGGGACAUGGGCAUCCGAGCCAUCAAGACACUCCGGGAAUGGGGUCUGGCCAUCGAUGAAGCCUUUUUCAUGGAUGGGGCUCCCAAGGGUCCCAUUCUUGCUCAAAUCCAGCCCCAUAUUUUCUUUGAUGAUGGCCUUCAUAACAUCCAGGGGGCUCAAGAUGUGGGUGUGCCCUCUGCAUGGGUCCCCUCGUGCUGCUGAUGAACUAAAAACCUGCAGCCUUCCUUCCUCCUCUCCCAUAGAUAGGAGGAGCCAGCUGAAAGCAAACCUGGUGGAAGGUGAAGGAACCUGCAACAAGAACUCCAGGGGAUGAGAGUAUUGCACAGGAACACUAGCUAUAAGGGAAGACUGGAUGCUGAGUCCUGCUCCUGACACAACAUCCUCCAGGCCUCAAAAGCCAAGGGAUACAACCACUGCAGGAAGAACAAACACCCUCUUAGGAGACCCACACAGCCCCUGGAGCAGCAGCAGCAAGACCAGGGACAAGGUUGCAAUACAGGUCCCUCCAGGAGAGGGCACUGGAGACAAUCGCCUGCA